Molecule: messenger RNA, 1260 nt
Organism: Penicillium angulare
Lineage: Eukaryota; Fungi; Ascomycota; Eurotiomycetes; Eurotiales; Aspergillaceae
Product: NAD(P)/FAD-dependent oxidoreductase
Exons: 2
Coding region: 1-1260 (419 amino acids)
Cellular component (GO): cytoplasm
Molecular function (GO): oxidoreductase activity
Source: RefSeq, a predicted model, not a curated record
AUGACAAAGACACUGCACCCAUCGCUGCCGCAGCCCUCAUCAACGCUGUCUCAUUGGCACCGGACAACCCGUUCAUUUCCUCACCUACAUGCUAAUCGACUCGCCCCAGUCCCAUCCUCAACUAAGUUUCUAGUCAUUGGCUCUGGAAUCUCAGGAGCAUUGACUGCUUGGAAACUAAUUGAGAGCGGAGUAAAAGGCGAAGAUGUCUUGAUUCUUGAGGCUCGAGAAGCUGUUUCAGGCGCUAGUGGGAGAAACGCUGGCCAUGUUCGUCCCGAUUCUUUUCGGGGCUUUCCCGGAUAUGCUGCAAAACAUGGCAGCGAACAAGCAAAAAAGAUCCUCGAAAAUGAGAGAAAAGUUCUGGAAACUGUUCGCCAAUUUGUCAAGGAACAUGACGUUGAGUCUGAUUUUAACUACUUGCGAACCUUUGAGGUGGCGUUAACUGAAGAGUUUGCUGAUAUCCUCGCGAACGCUUUCGAAGAAUUCAAAGCCGCCGGCGGUGAUACCUCGCAUAUCAAAGUCUACAAGGGCGAGGAAGCUAAGCGUGAGACAAGAGUCCCAACGGCCAUCUCUGCAUAUGAGUCACCUGCUGCAUCUAAUCACCCAGCGAAGCUAGUACAGUGGAUCCUGAACGAUUUCGUCACAAAAGACGGCAAAUUAUGGACUCAUUGCCCAGUAACUAAUAUUGUUCCGGCCGAGAGACCUAAUGAAUCAGGUCCAAGAUGGAAUGUUCAAACUGCCCGUGGGGUUGUUGCCGCUGAAAAUGUCAUCCACUGCACCAACGCGCAUGCUGCAUAUCUUCUACCAGAACUAAGCAAAUUUGUCACCCCUCGGCGAUCACAAGUGAACUCAUUUGUUCCGCCACUAUCUCUUUCUGGGGAAGAUACGCUCAAGCAUACCAUGGCGCUACGAUACAAACCCGACCAUUUCUUCUCUGUGAACUCAUUGACAAACGGCAUGGUUCUUCUUGGUGGUACCGGAACCAGAAGUGCAUCGGAUAAGUCGUCAGAUGAUCUCAUCUCAUUUGAUGACUCGAAAUAUAGCGACCGACUUGCGCAGAAUAGCCUCAAUGAAUUUUUAGGCCUAUGCCAAGAACCGGAUUCUGCUUCGCUUCGUCAUGGAGAAGGACUAGAUCAUGCUUGGACUGGAAUUAUUGGUAUGACAGCUGAUAAUGCGCCUCUGGUUGGUCCGAUUGACGGAUUGGAAGGUCAAUGGAUCUGUGCGGGAUUCAAUGGUCAUGGUAUGCAUACUCUUUUUUUAUGA